AUGUACCUCAAUUCCAAGAGCUCCUCUACUACGAAUAACAAUAAUGCCUUUGUUCCUCCUCCAAGUGAACGAGGUGGUUCCAACUGUUUCUCAGAGUCUGCAACUGUGCAGGUUGAGAAUAAAGGAUCUGUUUCAAUGAUAAGUCUCCAGGUUGGUGACAGAGUGUUGACAGGGAGCAGUAUAUACCAACCAGUGUACAGUUUUGGGCAUCGCCAUGAAGAUCUUGAGGGAACCUUCUACCAAAUCUACACAGACAAGAGUAAUCACACUCCAUUGGAAAUGACUAGUGGCCACUUGGUCUUUGUGCUGGACAAUGAAAAUCAGCUCCAGCCUGUUCGAGCUGAUGCAGUGAAAGCUGGGGAUCGUGUGAUGAAAAGUGAAAGUCAAGAAGAUGACAUGCACCCAGCCCUUGUCACCAAGGUUGCAACUAUUCAGAAGAAAGGAAUGUACAUGCCAUUGACCCCGGAUGGAUUGAUCAUUGUUGAUGAAAUUCUGUCCUCCACAUAUGUCUCAAUUCAAGAUCAAGCUCCUAUUGUUGUGGACAACUCCAAACUGUUCCCAUUCUUGACUGAAGACAAGAUUUUGCAUUGGUUCAUGUCCCCUGUUAGGAUGUUGUGCCUUGGAGUGUCCUCCAAUGCUUGCCAAAUCUUGGAACGAAGCAGGGACGAAGAAGGCAUUCAUUCCUACUUGAUGGCUGGAAGGAGCCUAGCUGAGUUUGCCAAUCAACAGGGAUUCUUUGUCCAAAUGUUUCUGAUUGGAAUUCCAGUCUUUCUGUUGUUUGCCUUUUUGAACCUUUUGGAAGUGCUCCUUGGUGGACCUGGUCUAGCUCCCUUUGUGUGCUUUGCAGCCAUUACCCUUGGAGGUUGGGUUGUCAACAAGCGCCAUGGUAUGAUCAGCAACAGCCAGGAGUCAAACAAGAAGCUGGAAUGA
Seminavis robusta is the source of this 930-nucleotide messenger RNA. NCBI's taxonomy places the organism in Eukaryota, Bacillariophyta, Bacillariophyceae, Naviculales, Naviculaceae. The record is from the annotation of a GenBank genome assembly.